Messenger RNA from Candoia aspera, 4383 nucleotides. It is a transcript of the gene BNIP3, whose product is annotated as BCL2 interacting protein 3. Bases 499 to 1116 code for a protein of 205 amino acids. The transcript is spliced from 6 exons. Lineage: Eukaryota; Metazoa; Chordata; Lepidosauria; Squamata; Candoiidae. Gene Ontology annotation, biological process: mitochondrial outer membrane permeabilization; positive regulation of apoptotic process. Gene Ontology annotation, cellular component: endoplasmic reticulum; nucleus; nuclear envelope. The record is from RefSeq and is a predicted model, not a curated record.
UAGAUCCCGUAUCUGAGUCCCCAGCAAAAUCACUUGCUGUGUGGUCGUAACAGGCCCCCGCUGGGAAAGUCCUGUUACUUUCUAGGGAUCGAGAUCCUUUUAACUACUCAAUCGGGUAGAUAGAUCGGUCCGAGGAACUGCUGAUUAGCGCAGCAGCCGGCGACGCGAAUCUCCGCAGGCACUAAAGCUGUCCCUCUUGGCUUCAGCAAAGUGGGGGGGGGGCAUGCCGAAGAUUUCUUUCGGCAGCCAAUCGGGGCGGUUCGUUCCUUUUUGACGUCACAAUCCCUAGAACCUGCAGCGGCGACAACAAUAACAAUACCAGGCGGGAUCGUUCCCUGGAAUCGAGAAGCGAGGGGUGCGUGACCGGGGCGGGCAGCAAAAACAGGCCGUCGCGGGGACGGCAGUAGCAGUUGCUACUGUCAGCAGAGUCGGAGAGGAGCAACCCAGAGAGCAACUCAGGAGGGACCCAGAAAUAGAAACGCCUCUUUCCCAGCAGCGAUGGCCUCGAGCGAGCCUUCAGGGCUGCAAGAAGGGAAUUUGCAGGGUUCCUGGGUGGAACUGCACUUUAGCAGCAAUGGGAACGGUAACAGUGGCCAGCCAGCCAGCCAGGAACAAGUUCCUGCUUCAGUUUCUAUUUAUAAUGGUGACAUGGAGAAAAUCCUUCUAGAUGCCCAGCAUGAGUCUGGAAGAAGUAGCUCACGAGAGAGCUCACACUGCGACAGCCCACCACGUUCCCAAACACCUCAGGAUGUUCACAGAACUUCGGAAACGGAGAGUCGUGCCAGCGGAGAAAAGAACAGCUCUCAGUCUGAAGAAGAUUUUCUGGAAAGAAGGAAAGAAGUUGAACAGCUUCUGAAGAAAAAUUCAGAUUGGAUGUGGGACUGGUCCAGCAGGCCUGAGAAUAUCCCACCCAAGGAAUUUCUCUUUAAACACCCUAAGCGCACAGCUACCCUCAGUAUGAGAAACACAAGUGUGAUGAAGAAGGGAGGCAUAUUUUCUGCAGAAUUCUUGAAGAUUUUCUUACCAUCUCUCCUGCUUUCCCAUCUGCUUGCCAUUGGAUUAGGGAUUUACAUUGGGAAACGGCUGACAAUCACAGCUUCCAGCAGCUCAUUGUAAGAGGAAAUGAGUUUGUCUCUUUUGCAAAUCAUGACAACAUUCAUCCAGGCAUAUACAAUGGUGGACAGAAGGAACUCCCAAAUGUAUAAUCAUAAUAAGGCGAUGUAUGUUUUAUUGUGUAAAUGGCUGUUGCAAAAGGAAAGGAAGAAAAGCCAACUACCAGGCUGCUUCUAUGCAUAAAUUCCUAUUUGCAGUUUAAUAUAAUGUAGCUUAGAUCAGAAGUGGGGAACCAGAACUACAACUUCCAGCAAGCUCCAGCUUUGUGGCCAGUAAUAAAGGAUAUUGGGAGAUGUUGUUCAGCAUGUGCAGUGGCCCACAUUUCAUUACCCCUGGUUGAAGAUUUUUCUUUCUGGUUGUUAUUUCAAGAAUGAACAGUGUGGCAAAAAGCUAAACAAAACAAAAACAUUCACUGUGGACACAUGGGAAAGGAUUAAUGUGCAGUUUUGUUUUUGUGCAGUUGUGAAAAGACUAGUAGAGGGUUGCCCUUGACAUGACUGUGAUGUCAAAAAAGGAGAGACAUUGGUCAACGAAAAUAGAAUGGCCUUACAUUUCUUAAGAUUGCAGUUUUGGUACUUGAGAUGAAAUGAAUUAGUGGGAUACUUUAAAAUGUAAUCAUGAGUCAAUGCAGGGUUUUUUGGUGUGUGCGUGUGUGUGUUAAUGUGAAACCUUUUCUUCUGUUUUCAGUGAAUGUUUAUAUGCAACUGUUGAGAAGAGGUUUUAGUAGUAAAUGAUCUGAUUUUUCCCAAAGUCAGCCAAAACUUGUGUGGUCAGGAAACUUUGAAGAAGGCAAGCCCCAAGGAAUUCUUCCAAGAAGCCCAUUGAGGGAAGAUAGCCCUGGCCAUCCUCUUCUUCCCUCUUGACUGAUAAACAGAAAUCUCUUGCCUCUGAAUGCAAAGUGUUGCUUAAUGGCCUAAAUCAUCACCAGCGAAUCAUAGCGGGGUAGCUGGACCUGCCUUUUUAGUCACAAAUGCUGUAGCUGUUAGCAACUAGUCUGGCUGUGUGAAUACAUAGGAAUUUACUCACUGGGUGAAUGAUGGCACUUCCAGAAGAGGCACCAAGUUGUCAAGUGCUCCUUUGCGGUCUACUGUUUCCAUGUUGACUCGCUUCUUUCCUUCUGCUGUAGAUGCACAAGGAGUUGGGAAUGGAGAGAAGCAUGGCUUUUUCUCCACAGCACACUGCUGUUUUUAUUCUAGAUAAUGCAGCAGGCCAGAUCCCCGCGAUACAAAAUGGAAACACAGUGAGCAUAAUGGCAAAGGACAGGUGACUGAUGCUGUCUACUCAUUCUUUCCACAUGCUCAACAUUGAGCCAAAGUGUCUGUCAGAAAAGUUAAGCAAGGUUAGUUUCUUGCUUGAAAAAGAUCUUACACUUCUGUAUUAUUCUUAAGGAGGGUUUGCAAAGGAUGAGUGGUGUGGUCCAUACAGGCUUCCUUACCCCUUGCAGGCUACAAAGGUUGGGGGCUAAAUGUACAAGGCCUAUACUGGUUUCUAAUGCAUGUUUCAAUGAGCCCCCCCAAAGAAAAUGAAAUUUUAUGGGAGGAUACAGUUGUGCUGAAAGCUAUGAGCAAAGACCACAAUUGAACCUGCAAGUUCAGUACUGAAUUGACAUUGUUUUAAACCCUCUCAUUAUGCAUUUUAGCUGCCUGGGGGCUAGCCUAAUAAGACUUGAGAUUUACUUGUAAGUAAAUGAAAAGAACGCAUUGUAGCAUCUGUUACUCUUAUUUAAAGGUUUCAUUGUUCAUUGAUUACAAUAAAGGAUGAGAUUUGUUCAGGAUUUAACAUGAUGUAUGAAUCACACAGUACUUAUUCAAUAAACUGUCAUUUUAAAAAAUCUGGCUUAGCUUUAUGUGUGAAAGCAGCCUCUGGGUUACAACAUGCAUAGCAUUGCAGAACGGCUGGCUUGAUUAAGCACUUCCAUAGCUACGCUUUCCGGAGUCUUCUCUGCUUAAUUUAAACCUUCCUGUGGAAGAUGUGGGAAGGAUAGAAUAUCAAUCUUCUCUACCUACUUGAUAGAAGCUAUAGAGGAAGCCCAUUGGGCAGAGGCAUCCACAACAGGGGUCAAAGAAGUCAAGAUGGCAGCCACAUCCAUGAAAACAAAGUCCCGCCCCUUUUUUGUGUGUAUUGGGUAAAGAAAAAGUAGGGUUUCAAUCAUGCAGUGGCAGCUGUUUUUUUUUUUUUUUUUGGAGCCCCCCAUCAGAUGCUUCUGCCAUUAUGGACUCCCUGAUUAAGUUUGUUUUACUCUUUUUGGGGUGGGGGGAUGAAAUCCCUGGAAGAGGCAUGGUUGACAUACAUAUUUCAUAGAACAUUGAAAUAUUUCAUGAAACCCUGCUAAGAUGACCUGCUUACAGUACUAGAAGUUUAAUUAGAUAAAAAUAUUUGAUAAUAGAUUGACUUAAGCUACUCUUGGAUUAGGAAUAGUGGCUCAGGAUCACCUGGCAUCUACCUAUACUAAGUAUUGUGCUUCUGUACUAUCAGUGUAAAAAAAUGUUUUUCACACUGAUUUUGAUCUUACCAUUUGCAACAUACGACUUACUUUAUGCUUGAGUUAAAAAUGGAAUUGAUAGCUGUUACUGUGCAUCAUGGCACCCCAGAUCAUCAUAUUCACAAGCUUGCAUCAUUUGAAGUAAUACUGUUUGAUCAACUAAGCAGUUUGGCUUUAUUUUACUGCUAACAUAGUCACUAUAUAUUUAUACAGGCGUGGGCACCACAGGUUAUGUAAGGAGAUUGUCCUGAACAGAUUCCUUAUCCACUGCAGUGGAAAAAGCAGACACACAGGCUCAAAUGGUUGGGAGAUGUGUAAAUGGGUUGAGAUUUACUGGCACUCAGAGACCAGGAUGCUUGUUUUCAGACCAUAAUUUGAGACUGUUACCUCUGAUUGCAAAUCUAAGUAAACAAACCAUCAUCUGAAGAGAAAAACUUGGUUCUUUUGAUUUUCAGCUACUGGAAGCUGCCAUAUACUUCUGAAAUGAGGAUUUGUCUUGAUCUAGUAAAGAUAGUCAAUUUUACAGUAUUCUCAAAACUGCUUGUCCUAUUAGCUAUUGUGUGAUCACAUUUGUACGGCUACCAAUUUCACAUUUUUUUAAUUAAUGGAAGUUUAUACAAUUGUUGUACGAGGAUGUCACUAUUGGCUAUCAUGUCAGAUAAAUGGAGAGCAUACAAGAGGGUUAUUUUCCAGCUGUUUACCAAGUCUGCAAGCUGUGAAAUACUGCAUUAAAUGUCUGUGUUUUUGUUGCUAUUGUGCUAAACCAAUAAAGGGAGUAAGUAAACUUG